AUGUCGCUAUUCCCUGAAUUAAACCAGCUGGAAUUACACUUCCUGGAUAUCAUGCUACACAAAGGAAUCAGUGUCGACAAGUACCUUAUUGGCCCUAGUUUCCGUGACCGACACCUCCAGUCAUUUGUCGAUCAUCUCCAAGCCGAGAUGCCGCACGUCAAGGACGCUUUCAUUGCAUGUGCGUCUCACCUGAGCGGAAAUGUGAGCCUUCAGCAAGUUGCUCAAGGUCAAAGUAUUGGCUAUAGAAGAGCUGCUGCUGCGAUUGCAUCACUUCGCAUCUCAAGCAUCCGCUCAGAAAACGAUCUGUCCAUGAUGCUGAUAUUGGGCGUGGCUAUCUCGACCUUUACGCUGCAUCAUUCGAGCUGCUUACCCGUAUGCAAGUAUAUCCUGGGGUUGGUGAGCUCCAUGUACGAAAAAGACUACACACUACUCGAGCGUCUGGGUGGUGAUGGCAUGGCAUUUCUUCUGUGCCUGCUCGGGACAGAGAUUGAGGAUUGCCUUGUCAGCUGCCAACUGCCAACUAUCAGGAUCAGAUCAGGCAUGCUUGACCAGCUGGUGGACCGUUUUAGUGGCAUUUCUGCGCCCAUCUUCACAUACUUUUACGACAUUUGUCAGCUGGCUCAGCAGUUUCAACAGAUGCGGCUUCAAGGACACGCAUGCUCAGAUGUCAUUCUCGAGAAAAGAAGGUGUAGCCUUCAAGCGACCUUGGAGGAAUGCAGCCCGACUGUGUCAAUGACGUACUUGAGCGAAAACUUUACACCACACGAGGUCAUGAUAAUGAUGACACAAUACAAGUUCCUACAGCUUUCAGCAUUGAUCAUCUUACAUCGACUGCGCCAUCCGUACGCAACCAAAGACGAAAUUCCACUCGAAAUGGCCCAUUGCAUCUUGGAGGAGCUUGAUAGAAUCAUGGAGCUCACAGGUCGUGCGGUGCCAUUUGCCGACCGACCUCACUUGGUCGCAUGCUUUGAACUGAAAGACCAUACUGAGAGGCGCGAUGCAUUGCGAAAAUCACAGCGCCUCAUCAACUUUUCUCAGUACUGCCGCACAGAACAACAGGCAUCUCUACUUGCGUUUUGGUCUGCCAGAGACCAGACGGACCGGAGAGACAUUUACUGGACCGAUGUUGCCUCAUGUAUCGGUUGA
This is a messenger RNA of Beauveria bassiana ARSEF 2860, 1146 nucleotides long. Its product is annotated as Putative Zn(II)2Cys6 transcription factor. The coding region runs from base 1 to 1146 and encodes 381 amino acids. NCBI's taxonomy places the organism in Eukaryota, Fungi, Ascomycota, Sordariomycetes, Hypocreales, Cordycipitaceae. The record is from RefSeq and is a predicted model, not a curated record. The transcript has a single exon.